Durusdinium trenchii is the source of this 2235-nucleotide messenger RNA. The record is from the annotation of a GenBank genome assembly. Lineage: Eukaryota; Dinophyceae; Suessiales; Symbiodiniaceae.
AUGGGCCGCUGCUCCAUUGCACGCCAAAAGAACGCGAGAUGCUUGAGCAGCUCGCUGACACACCAGGAUGCUUCUGUGCGCUUGGCAGCCGCGCAGGCUUGCGGGGAGCUCGGCAGCGACUGCGGCCAGGAACAUUUGAGUGCCCUUUCCAUGCGAACGACUGAUCCACAGGCCAAAGUGCGGCGUGCUGCGAUACAGGCCCUUGGCCGGAUUGGUCCUGCAGGUGCUGUGGAGAUACCAGCCUUUUUCAGAGACCAGGACGAUGGCAUUCGCCACUUUGCUGCAGAAACACUGGGUGCUGCCGGCGAUGAGGCUGCUGCUGCCGUCUGUGCCGAGCAGCUGAAGACGGCUGGACCUGAUGUGAAGCGAUCAGCCUUGUUGGCACUGGGUCGCAUGAAACUUGUGGCCUGGGCGCCUCAGGUCGCUGGCUGUUUGCACGACAGCGAUCUUGCAACACGCUUGGCAGCCAUUCAGGCCUUAAGCGACCUGAAAGCAGAGGAGCAUGCCGAGGAACUCGAGGCAUUGGCAGUGGAUGGAAACAAGGGUGUGCGCCAGGCUGCCGUUGCAGCCCUGGCAAAGAUGGGUAGUUCUGGAGCACGUUGGGCUACCAGCUUUUUGGAGGAUGAGGAUCCAGCGGUUCGACAAUCCGCAGUGCGAGUCUACAGCCCCCUGCACUCCAAGUUGAAGGCUUCUUUGGCAAAACCAUACGCGGAGAUGGUGGCUCGACGGUUGUUGGACGAGGACUGGCGGGUGCGCUUGGCGGCCGUGGUGGCCCUGGGCGAUCUGGAUGCCCAGAGCUACGUGGAGCAGCUUGGGGCCUUGAAAGGCGAUCCAGACAACCAGGUGCGGCGAAGUGUCCGGGGACCUAGACUUCCCCAAGAAGAAGACUGGACGACAGUGGACGCGGCGAACAUGGAAGAAGCCAGCUGGGUUGAAUCUCUUGGCUUCCUCAAGGACUUCGAGGUGCGCCGUCGUGCGGCCUUUGGGGAGUGGCUCGAAGGCUUCAAAGCACGCCUGGCCACGGAGCGGCGCAAGGCCACCUCCUCGCAGCUCUUGGUGGCACAGGUGAAGGCCCAAAUCCGAGAGCGUGCUGAGUUGGACGAGGAUGUCAGCAAACGCAUCAGCAAGUUCGCUGCACGGGAGCUUUCUCGUACAGAAGACUGGUGUACAGAAGAUCGUGCAGAUGCUGACUUCUUGUCCUCGGUGCAGCUUGAAUGUGCCAAGCAACUGGCUGAAGCUAGUAGUUCCUUUCGGGUCCUGUUGGAGAACAGCGAGAACUUCAAGGACAUGGAAACCUUGAGCAGGGACGGCUUCAAAACCAUCGCUCUCGCGGAGCAAACAGUCAGAGAUGCAGAGGCCAAGCACACAGACUGCAUUGCAGCUUGGGGAAAGCAUGAAUCGCUGUGCCGGCAGCAGUUGGGCUCCAGAGACCUGACCGGACUCUGGAAAUCGGAAGCAUCGUACCGGAAGAGCGUGGCCAAGUUUGCGGAUGCCGCAGAUGCCGCGCACCAGAAGGCCGCAGGCUUGGCGCGACAACUGAGAGAGGAGGCCGAACGAUUCCGGGCUCUCACCAAGAGUGUGUUGUCCGAUGUGGCUGCUUGCACCGCGGCCAGCUACAACACACUGGCCAGAACGGCCAACGAGGCCAGCCCGUAUCGGCAGCAAGCGAUGGAGACGCGGGUGCCGUCAAUCCCGCAUUGGCAGCGCCCAGUUCCGCCAGCAUCAGCACUGACUUUGAGAGAAUGCCCUGCCGAAAGACAGGCAGGGCUUCUGCGACAUUGGCAGAGCUGCCACUUGCUUUUGACCAAAGAAGGCUCUGUGCAUUGUUAUGAUGGUGCUGAUACUGCAAGGACUUCUCCUGUUUGGUCAGGGCGACCCAGCCAUGAAGGUGGGUCUUUGUCAGUAGACCCAGCUGCUCAGACACUGACCCUCUAUCCUGCACGAGAGUGGUUGAAACAGCGCUGGAGCCUCACAGUUCGGCUCCCCAGCGAGGAGCUCUGCGAAUGGGAGAAGCUCCUUGCAGCCUGGUGGCCUUCGGGUGACCCCGAAGAGCCACCGGUGGACGCGCAGCACUUCUCGGAUUCGCUUCCACCGGCGGAGUCGCCCACAGCAGAUCCGGAGCUUCCGGAUCCGACGGAGCCAACGGAGCCGGAGCUUCCAGGUGAAGGUGGUGAAGGUGUCAACGAGGCUCCAGAGGCGACCCCAAGUGAACAGGAGGGCCAUCCAUUUACCUGA